CUGCGCCAUCGCCUGCUACGUUAGCUCUGUGGCUAGAAGAAAGCUAGCUCGCUGCUCAGGGGGGCGAAUCGCUUGUGCUCCUAAAGGACGACCUAAGUAACAACUAUUUAACAGAUUUUACCGAAAGCAAGACAUUUUACUCGUAAAGGUCGUGUAAAAAUCGCGAGGGGCGAAGGUGAAGGUCGAGACACCAGCCCAAACUGAACCCAGCCCACAGUGUCAAACAUCAGACAGACGACAGCCCUGCACACAAACGCUAUGGAUCGCUCACCCACCACCUCCAGCCUGAUGGCCAGCAGCAACGUCACCAACAAGACCGACCCCCGCUCCCUUAACUCGCGGGUCUUCAUCGGCAACCUCAACACCCUGCUGGUCACCAAGGCGGAUGUAGAGGCCAUCUUCGCCAAAUACGGCAAAAUCGUGGGCUGCUCCAUCCACAAGGGCUACGCCUUCGUUCAGUUCGCCAAUGAGAGGAACGCCCGAUCCGCCGUCGCCGGGGAGGACGGGCGGAUGAUUGUCGGACAAGUACUCGACAUCAACCUGGCUGGAGAACCCAAACCACACCGGUCAAAAACAACCAAACGCUCAGCUGGAGACAUGUACAGCAGUUCCUCAUUCGACCUCGACUAUGACUUUCAGAGAGAUUAUUACAACAGAAUGUACUCGUACCCGUCCCGCGUCCCCGCUCCCCCUCCCCCCUUGUCGCGGGCCGUGAUCCCGUCCAAGCGCCCGCGGGUCAGCCUCAGCAGUGGAGGAAGCAGCCGACGAACCAAGAGCAGCUUCUCCUCUUCAUCCAAGAGCAGUCAGAGGACUUCCUCGUCCAGAACAAUGAAAGUGGAUGAGCUGCAGACCAUCAAGCGGGAAUUGUCUCAAAUUAAAAGCAAAGUGGACGACCUGCUGGAGAGCCUGGAGCACAUGGAGAAGGACCACAGCAAGAAGUCAGAAGCAAAGAAAACAGAACCGGGUGAGGUCACUUCACCUCCGCACACAAGCAACAAGAAGGACGACGGGAUAAAGAGGGAGAGGGAAAGCCAGGAGCUGAACGACUCAGAUGAGGACGACGACGACGAAGACGAAGAGGAGGGAGACCUGCUGGAGGAGGAAGAGGUGAAGAGUCAAGAGAGGGAGGACGACGACGAAGAAGAGGAGGAGGAGGAAGGUGAGCACGUGGAAGGCGACGACGAUGCUGACAGUGUGAACGGCGAAGAGGACUCGUAGGCGCGGAUCACACAGACGCAUGCAGCGUACAUACAGCUUCCAGUAGGAACUCGGACUCCUGUUUUAACACUCAUUAUGUAGAUACAAAAAGCAAACACGUGCACACACACAAGCAUGGUGCACACACACACACACACACACACUCUGUUGUUCCAUUGUUCCUCCAGCCGUUCUUUUUGUUUGUUUUUUGUUUUUUGUUUUUUUUGUUUUGGGGUUUUUGUUUUUUUUUUUUUUUGGCCAGUUGUCCAGUAUCACUGUAAAAGGAAUAACUAGCUGUAGGUUUCAGUUUGUGUUUUUACUGCGUCGUUACUUGUCUUCAGGAGAAAGAAGGCGGAAACAUGGACUGUUAAUGUUCUCAGAGACGACAGCUCGACGGACAUGUCUUAAACGCGAGGACGGAAAUUCAACUACAAAAGAUAGAGUAUGUGUUUUUAGGUUUAGACGUGUUUGUUUUCCUCAUUGGUAAGUUUGUUUGACCUUGUGUGUCUGUAUGUUAAUGUCAGUUUUUUAUACUAUUCAGUUUAAGUUUGACUGUAAAGGAAUAAAUUGCAAUAAAAUAUUAAAAUUGGA
Molecule: messenger RNA, 1788 nt
Organism: Thunnus maccoyii (southern bluefin tuna)
Lineage: Eukaryota; Metazoa; Chordata; Actinopteri; Scombriformes; Scombridae
Product: heterogeneous nuclear ribonucleoprotein C-like
Exons: 9
Coding region: 259-1218 (319 amino acids)
Cellular component (GO): nucleus
Molecular function (GO): RNA binding
Source: RefSeq, a predicted model, not a curated record